CUACAUCUCUCCCCCUCGCCCUAAGCUCUUGCUCUCCAGACAUGCCUGGAGUAAAGCGCAAGGCGCAAGGCGCCAGCGCCGCUGCUGGCCCGUCGCAGCUGCCCGCACGCAAGCGGGCCGCCGCUGCGCCUGCUCGCGCCGCGUCUGACAGCGAGAGCGCCAACAGCGACUUCGACGACGGCGACGACCUCAUGGCUGCAGCCUACGCCGGCGCUGGCGCAGAUGACGACGACGACAGCAGCGAGGGCGAGGAUGGCGACAGCGAUGCGCUCAUGAGGGGCACUGCGUCGGGCGCGGUGGCGGAUGAGGGCUACGAGUCAGAGGGCGACGCAGACGGUUUCGAAGACCUCGAGGCCGAGGGCGCCUUUGAGGAUCUCGAGGCGGAGGGAGGCGGAGAUGACGACGCGAGUAAUGUGGCGGCCGAGGCAGAUCAGCAGCGCGACGCCAUGAAGCGCAAGAGCUCGGGCCUGUACGCCAUGCCGACGGCCGACGAGAUGAACGAGCUGCGCGCCACGGGCGAUCUCUUCCGCGACGGCGUGUUCAAGCUGCAGAUCGACGAGAUGCUGCCGACGAUCAGAGUCAAGCCAGACGCAAGCGCCGCGCUGGACCUCGUGCUGCAGCGCCUCAAGAAGCACCUCGACGGCCUGCCGACGCUGCCGGCCGUGCCGUUCAAGGAUGCCGCAGCCUCGCUGGCCACGGCCUUUCCGCGAGCGACCAGCGUCUGCAUCCCAUGGCCCGGGCCGGCGCCGGCGGGCAGGCACACGUACGGCUUUGCUGCACCCGAGAACGUCGCUGUCGUGGGCUCGUGGGCGCUGCGUACGGCCGUCAAGCGGCCAGACGGCGUCGAUGUGGACGUCUCGGUGCAGAUGCCGUCUUCUCUCUUCUCGGCCAAGGACGCCCGCGCAGGCCGCUACGGCGCAAAGCGCGCCUUCUACCUGGCCGGUCUUGCAGCGUCCAUCUCUGCGUCCAAGGAGCUGGACGUUGAUCUGCGCUUUGAGCUGCUCGACGACGAUGUGCGGCGGCCGAUCCUGUGCCUGCAUCCGCGCAAGAGUGCCGGCGAGCAAGACUUCAGCAAGGCCAAGGCCAGCAUUCGACUGUUGCCGACACACGACGUAUCGCUCUUCCCGCCAGCACGACUCGGUCCGCGCAUCGGCAACGUCCGUGCGGACGCAGGCGGCGACGAGGAGGGCGAGAUCAGCGACGAGGCGACGCCGCUCUACAAUGCCAGCGUGAUGGCCGACUCGCUGAUGCUCGCGCAUCUCAUCUUCCUGCACGGCGUCGCAAAGACAUGCCCGGCAUUUGCCGAUGCCUGCCUCUUGCUCAAGACGUGGGCCUUCCAGCGCGGGCUCGGCAGCGGCACGCGCAAGGAUGCGCAGCGGCUCGGGCCGGUGGGCACUAGCCGCAUCCGCUUCGUCCUCACGAUGAUGCUGGCGCACCUGCUGCAGGGAGAGGCGCCUACGCCCGGCGGGCGGAAGAAGGCGUCGCGUGCGAAGCUCGGCCGCAACUUCAGCAGCUACCAGCUGUUCCGCGGUGUGCUGGACUUCCUCGCUGGCACACCUUGGGACGCUUCGCCAGUCUUUAUGAAGCACUUCGAAGGCCUGCCAGACCGCAGUGCCUUGAUCGACCGCACGGAGUGGAGCGCGCCGGCGCUCGUCGACCCGACAGCGAGCCUCAACCUGCUCGCCUCGUUUGCAGCUGGCUCGCUUGAGCACGUCGCGGCUGAGGCCAAGGCCUCGCUUGCGCUGCUCGACCUCGGAGGCGAUCACUUCAGCACUUUGUUCCUCUCCGAUCGCAGCCAGCCGUCGUUUGUCUUCGACGAGGUUGCGCGGUUCCGCCUCAGCUCUGCAAGCGUGUCGGCUGCGCUCGCUGCUGAUGCGGGCAGCCGGUUGGCCGCUGCCGCUCGGCUUGUUGCAAGCGUUGCGCGACGAGGCUUGGGCCGACGAGCCGCAUACAGCACUGUGCUCGUCUCCGCACCACCUUCGCUCUGGGCCGUGGACGCAGAGCGGCCGAAGCAGAAUGCCGACGUGCAGCUCGGAGUCGUACUCGAGCCGACUGAGGCGCUCAAGAUGGUCGAGCACGGCCCCGCACCCGAAGACGCUGCUGCGGCCCAGGCCUUCAAGGACUUCUGGGGCCCGCUCGCUGAGCUGCGUCGCUUCCGGGACGGCCGCAUCGUCGAGUCCGUCGUCUGGCCGAGCGCGGGCCCGUUUGCUCGCUGGCGCAUUCCGAGGGACAUUGUGCGCCAUGUGCUGCAGCGGCACUGCAACGUCGAGGCAAAGAAGGUGCAUUUCUUCGCCGAGCGCUUCUCGGGCCUGCUGGAGGUGCCGAAGGAAGUCGAGCGGCUCGCAGCGCUCGAGCCGACAGAGGCCUCGGGCUUUCAGCUCGUCCAAGCGAGCUUCCAGGAGCUGGUCAAGAACCUGCGCGCGCUCGAAGGCCUGCCGCUCUCGCUCGUCAGCGUCGUGCCGACGGCCGAGAGUCUGCGCAGCACGAGCGCCUUUGUGCCCUUCCCUCUGCGUCUCGAUGCGCUCGGUACGCGUGUGCCAGACACAGCCUCGUACCUGCCGCUGCACGACAUCGUGAUGACGCUGGAGUCUUCGGGUCGGUGGCCCGACGACGUGCCGGCGAUCCAGGCGAUGAAGGCCGCAUUCUACGAGAAGAUGGCCGGACUGCUGCCUGAGCACAUGGCCGGCUCGCGUGCAUGCGUCGUGUACGAUGUCGACGCUGCCACACAAGGCCCUCUGGCGGACACGAGUGCGCUCGAGAUCGUAACCUCGACGGGCUUCGCCUUCCGCGCGCGCAUUCACCACGAGCGCGAGCGCACGCUGCUCGAGCGCAUCAUCGCCUCGCGGGACGAGACGCCCGCUCGGAAGCGCGAGGCGCGCUCUGCCCUCGUGCGCUUCGCACAGCGCUUCGACUCGGCGACGCGGCAUCAUGCCACCGUCGCGACUCUCCAGGCACGCCUCAUCGCGCUCGGCGAGGCGACACGGCUGCUGAAGCGCUGGGUCUCGGCACAGAUGCUCAGCCACAUCUCGCCCGAGCUGCUCGAGCUUCUCGCACUGCACGUCUUCCUGCAGCCAGGUGCACAGCCGCACAGCGCCGCUGCCGGCUUCGCUCGCACGCUGCAGACGCUCGCGACCUGGCGCUGGCGCGACGAGCCGCUGCUCGUUGCGUGUCAUGCUGCCGUCGAUGCACCAGAGGGCGAGGUCGUCGCGCCCAGAUUCCCGCUUGAGCCGGCGGCGCAGGCGGAAAAGGCGCUCAAGACCGUGCGCUCGCAGGACCCGAGCAAGGAGACGCGCACAUGGCUCAUCGCCACCGAGAAGGACGUCGAGGGCACAGACUGGGCCAGCCGAGGGCCCACGGCGGCAGAAGCGCAUCUGCUGCAGCAGCUCGCGGCCGGCGCCGUGCAGUAUCUAUCGGCCAAGAGCGCAUCGCUGACCGCAGCAGACGUCAUGGCGCUCUUCACGCCCUCGCUGGCGCACUACGAUUUCGUCGUUCACCUCGACCCCUCUGCCCUGCCGCGCUACGCGCAAAGCCUGUCGUACGACGCAGCGCGGGCAGUGGCGCCUGGUGCGCCGCCGAAGAGUCGCUUCGCCAACCUGCUCGACGACGUCUCACGCCUCGGCACCAAGCCGCGAGCCGGCCUCGACGUGGGCGCCGAGUUCGCGCAGCUGCUCCUGGUGCGCCGGCAGCCCCUCUCUCUUGCCGUGCUUGCAGUCUGCUUACCGCAGCCUCUUGCAGUCGCUCUUCGACGACACGCUGCGCCUCUUCUACGACGCACACGGCGGCAGCGUCAUCUGCGGGCUGUGGAACCCGUCGCUGCGCACGGCGCGGCCAUUCAAGACGCUGCUCGGCUUUGCCAGCCGGCCGGCGGCCGCCGUCGACGGCAGCAAGAAGGCCAGCGUCGUGCUCGACGAGGAGGCCGUCUGCGCCGAGAUCACGCGGCUGGGCGCCGGGCUGGUCACGCGCGUCGAGCGGCGCAAGACCAAGGCGCAGUAAGAUGAAUACACUUG
This is a messenger RNA of Tilletiopsis washingtonensis, 4007 nucleotides long. RefSeq names its product Nrap-domain-containing protein. Lineage: Eukaryota; Fungi; Basidiomycota; Exobasidiomycetes; Entylomatales. The coding region runs from base 42 to 3998 and encodes 1318 amino acids. The transcript has 3 exons. The record is from RefSeq and is a predicted model, not a curated record. Gene Ontology annotation, biological process: tRNA export from nucleus; rRNA processing. Gene Ontology annotation, cellular component: UTP-C complex; small-subunit processome; CURI complex.